AUGUAUCCUGCUUCGCUUUAUAAGGUUACUCGCUACCGUGGUGAGGAUGCUCACCCGGAAGUAAACUUCGAUAAUGAAGGUUGGUCAAAGGACGAAGAUUUGAAAUUUGAUGAAUUUCGUGGACGCAGGUCCCAUGCCCCGGAUCCUUUGCCUUUGAAUGAUACAGUGUUUGAAGAUGAAAUCUUUCCGCUCAGAACCACCAUUAACGCCGACCAUCCAGUAUUUGACUGGGGUCUCGGUUGUUUUGGUAAUUCUACCAAACUGGUUGAUACUGGGAAGGAAGAACUAGUUGAUCUUUAUUGGACUGACUUUCACGAGAUCAGAACCGCUAAGGAACUCAUGAAUGGAAAUCAGGUUUGGAAUGACGAUGAUUGGAUUCGUUACAAACGAGUAUACCAACGCGAAGAGGAAGACAAGUCCGUUUCGGAGCUUAUCCAAUUCCAUGAACGUGAAAAAGCAGACGAGGAGGCCCAGUACAAGAAGCACCAAGUAGAAGCAUCAGAGUUUUUUCGCUGA
Messenger RNA from Hypoxylon trugodes, 516 nucleotides. RefSeq lists its product as uncharacterized. The transcript has a single exon. The record is from RefSeq and is a predicted model, not a curated record. Bases 1 to 516 code for a protein of 171 amino acids. Lineage: Eukaryota; Fungi; Ascomycota; Sordariomycetes; Xylariales; Hypoxylaceae.